Messenger RNA from Dioscorea cayenensis subsp. rotundata (Guinea yam), 2311 nucleotides. Its product is annotated as F-box/kelch-repeat protein At5g42360-like. The transcript has a single exon. The coding region runs from base 431 to 2275 and encodes 614 amino acids. The record is from RefSeq and is a predicted model, not a curated record. Gene Ontology annotation, molecular function: protein binding. Lineage: Eukaryota; Viridiplantae; Streptophyta; Magnoliopsida; Dioscoreales; Dioscoreaceae. Gene Ontology annotation, cellular component: SCF ubiquitin ligase complex.
CAACCGCAUUCCCAGAUCUGGAAACUCGAUGGAUUUCCAUGGAAUCCAGCUCCAAAUCUCUUUCGGUUCCCGCCAUUAGGGUUUGUUUCUCUAGCUUUGGAUUUCUUCUUUAUAUUGAUUGAUUUGGUUGCCGCUGUGAAUUUAUUGUGUAUAUUUUGGUGAUCAUUGAGUGAUUCUAGAGUUUGAUUCUUGGAUUUCUUCGGUAUUGCUUUGACUUUAGGUUUUCUUUGGACUCUUUGAAUGGUGAAUUGUUUUAGGUGUUAAAGGUGUGAUCUUUAGCUGUUGGUUUGUGGUUUCUUGUAUGAUUGCCAGAAUUAGAAAAGGAAAGGUGGAAUUUUUCUUUGAAAAAUGAUAAUUGAGUAGAUGAAAGGUUAGGGUUUGAGGAUUGAGUGAUUGUAUUGUGUGUUUGUGUGUCAUUUGUGUACGGAAAAUGGUAAAUGUGAGUGAUUUGAAUAGAUCAAAAAGUAGUAGUAGGGUAACUCUCUUGAAUCAUUUUUCUGAGGGAGUGAUUAGGGCUAGUGGGAUUGCUGAUGAGCUCUCCAAUGGAGAUUCAUCUCUUCAGAGGGAUUUCAGUGCUUUAAGGUUGUCAAAAAAUGUGGCCUUGAAUAAGAAGAAGAAGAAGAAAAAGAGUAGCCAAGGUAUGUAUUGGAGUUGGGGAAGAACACAGGCAAGGUGUUCGUCUUCUGGUCUCAUUAGUCGUUAUAUAAGAGGUGGCGGAUGUAGAGUUGGUGCUUGUGAUGAUUUUGAUUUGAGUUUCAGGAAAAGGUCUAAUGUUUCAGAGGACUGCAUGCUGCAUAGGCUGGCUUCUGGGGUUGAAAAAAUCGAUGUCGAAUGCUUGGCUCAUGGCACUGCUAGUUUGUUCCAGUGGAAAAUUUCAAAAAAGGCGAAGGAUGUUGAGGAAACUGUGUGUGAACCAGAACCUAUAUUUGAAAUGCCAUUACUCCCUGAUGACGUUAUGGAGAUGAUUCUCAUUCGGCUUCCCUUGACAUCUCUAUUGGCUGCUCGUCAAGUGUGCAAGAAGUGGAAAUUACUGGCAACCACACCGCAUUUUAUGCGGAUGAGGUUGCAGGGUUCUUAUCAGAGUCCGUGGUUGUUCUUGUUUGGCAUUUCAACUAAUAGAUCUUAUCAUGGUGAGAUGCAUGCUUUGGAUGUUUCACUAGAUCAGUGGCAUAGGAUCAGUGAUGAUGCGCUGAAGAAUAGGUUCAUGUUUUCAGUUGCUAGCAUGGGCAAUGAGAUUUACAUCGUGGGUGGUUGCUCUAGUUCUGUCCAAUUGAACUUGCCAUUGAAUGACGACUCCUUUAAGGUACACAAAGGGAUGUUGGUAUUCAAUCCUUUGACUGGUUUGUGGCGGAAAGCUGCACCUAUGAACUCGGCAAGGUUGCAUCCUGUCCUGGGAGUCUUUCAUGUUAGUGCCAAUUGCAGCAUUUUCAAUGCAAACACUCAUCGCUCCUCAAACCAUCAUCUAAAGUCUCGGUCGUUUAGGAUCUCGGAUGUUUAUGAAGAUCCUCACAGGUUUUCUCUCAGGUGUCAGGUCAGUGAUUAUCUUCAUGAGACUCGCCACCAUUCACAUGAACUGAACAGAGAACCAUCAGAAUUUGCCAGAGAAAAUAGCAACAAUCAGCUGAGAUUCGCACUGAUCGUCGUUGGUGGUCAUCGGAUUUCUAGUGCUGGAUCAUUGUAUCAUCCUCUAGAUACUGGGGAAAUCUAUGAUCCUGUGACAAAUAAAUGGAUAGAAAUUGCAAGAUUGCCUAGAGAUUUUGGGACUGUUUGUUCUGGUGCUGUUUGCAAUGCGAAGUUUUAUGUCUUCUCAGAGAAUGAUAAACUUGCAGCCUAUGAUCUGGAGAUGGGCUUGUGGGUUGUGAUCCAAGUAUCCCAACCACCUCCGCGCAUUCAAGAGUACAAACUCAACCUCAUAUCAUGUAAUAGUCGAUUGUUUAUGCUAUGCGUAUCGUGGGGCGACACAGAUGGGCUAUUGAACAGGAGGGAGAAAGCUGUGAGGAAGUUAUGGGAGUUUGAUAUAUGGCAUCACACAUGGUCUGAGGUUUCAAGACACCCUGAUGCUCCCAUGGACAGGAAUGCAACCUUUGUAGCUGAUGACGAUAAGAUUUAUGGUACAGAGAUUUUUAAAAUAUUUGGUCAGCUAGUUGAUUUCUUAACUGUGUGUUCUGUUUCUGAUCCUGAACCGCGGUGGAGCCGAUUAUCAAGAAAGCAUGCAUUGCCUGAAGCAGAUGGUGUUUCAUUCCUGAUAAAAAACAUGCUGGUGUUGCAACUCUGAAGUGCAUUGCAGUUUCUGUUAUCAAAUUCAGAUGAA